Molecule: messenger RNA, 1972 nt
Organism: Bradysia coprophila
Lineage: Eukaryota; Metazoa; Arthropoda; Insecta; Diptera; Sciaridae
Source: RefSeq, a predicted model, not a curated record
UGAGGCAGGAACCACAGAAUUAGGAAUCAAACGAGAACUCGCGUAACGAAUUGGCUAACUGAUUCCAUCAACUUCGUCAUUGGCACGUUAUUAUCGUUUAAUUUCAAUAUCAUGCAACCUUUCCGACAAUACGUGAUGAAUAGUGAAGUGAACGGUAUAAUUAUUCGUUGAUCGACACUUGAUAAUAGUAUACCAGGCAUAGCCCACGAUAUAUUCAUAUUACGACAAAUGAUUGAUGGUAUGCUUUAGAUUCAUGCGCAAAAUAUGCUUAUUGAUUUUGAGCGACAAAGAAAUCUGUACGUGCCCGUACACCACACGUGUGCUGUACAAUUGAAUGUAACAGUUAUUGCACGUUCUUGCACACAUCACUUUUGUGUUUCGACGAGCGACAGUGAAACUGACUUCCGACAAGAAUUAUUUCGUCACCAUGGUGAAUGACAACCAGCUGAGGAAGUUCUCCAAUAAAUCACCUGCCUCACAGUUUAACUUUCACGUUAAUUCGGUUGAAAUGAAAAGGAAAGUCAGUGAAUCGUAUGAAACACAUGACCUGCCGAGAUCUUACUGGCGUACCACAUUCAUGCUGUGCUGUUUGCCAUUGAUCUUCUGGGCCAUUCCGACGCAUUUAAUUUUUCGUAGAAAGCGUUUACAGUCAACCAAAGAGUGGGUACAGUUCUUAUGACCCUGUACAGCACCUUGUUCGUCACUGUUGACCUUUAUAAUGAUUUUGUUGUCCGUAUUUUACAACUUGGUCUUAAUUUACAUGAUCGGUUACUUUUUCUAUGUGCUGCUGUUCACGGGCAAAUUCGAUCAAAUGUUCGAGACAUCUUGCAUUGAAAUUGUAAGAAAUUUGCCGAUUUUGGUGCCGUUAAAUCUCUUCUGGCUUAAAGGAUACCGCAUCCAGAAUUGCGUAGCGUCUUUCGACCACUUUACGCUAUCAAUAUCGAGAAUCUAUUUGAGUGGAGCAAAAAUCACCGCACCAUCGGGUUGUCGUCUAAAAUUGUUAAUGGUCUAUGCGCUACUAAUAUUGGCUCAUGCAAUACACUACGCUAUCGAAUACUAUCAGACUGAUGCAGUGGAAACACUUUCCGAUAAAUCUUCGGCGUCAGCGAUAUGGUCGGCUGUAUUUGAAUAUUCAUCAGCCAUUUUGAUGACCCUGUUCAUACCGAUUUAUUGCACAUUUUGCUGGGCGGUAAACUAUCAACUGGAAUUAUUUUUCGAAUAUGUGAAUGUCUUAAUCAACAUACGAGCUGUGCCAACGUACGAAUAUUUUGAUCAGUUUAAGCGAUGCUACCGCAAAAUUGCAGAUGAUAUUAUGUUUGUCAAUCAAUUGUUCGCGCUUUACCUUUCCGUGGUGAUGGUGAUUGUAGGUCAAAUGAUAUAUGGAGAGGCAUCGAAUUUAGGCAUGCGAAUUUUGAGUAUCGUCAUUGAAAUGUUUACCAAGGGAGACGAUGCAGCGGAGGCUACAGUGAAAACUUUAGCGUUGUCGGAAAUCAGGCUUAUUGUCGGGGCUGUCGUGAUCGUAUUGUUAUAUAUUGGACUGUUCGGAUUCACUUACUGGCAAGCGGUCUUAGUGAACGAUAAUGUUCGAUAUUUGCAUGUGUGGAUCAACGACUUUGUCACAGAACCCGCAUCUCGGCUACCGUCUCAGCUCUUUGAAGGGUUUACCCUAUUGAAAUGGUACAUUCAUUCUAGGCUAGAGCAAGAACGUCCAGCACUGCUUAACAUUAUGUUAGUCAAUGUUGUACCGUUCCUGGCGACAAGACUUCGUCAAUACAGAGUCAAGCAUUGAAUUGACACAAAAUCACUAACUUAAUGAUCUACAAUGUCCAAAGUGUUCGAUUUGAUGCAUAUUGUCCACCUUGCAGUUUGUCACAUUGCUCGUAUACUCUCUCUUUUGAUUACAAAAUUAAAACUUGUUUUUAUUCGAAUGAUCGUGAGUAUUCUAUAGGAUAGCAUCACAUCCACAGGAUCA